CAUCACUCGAUUUGUUUAAAGACAAAACCAAAACCUGAUCUCAAAAACUCUUUUUAAUUUCAGUUUGGUCUUUUCGUAUCUUCUUCUUCCACGUAAUCAAAAAUUACAAAGAGAGAGAGAGAGAGAUCUUUGAAAGCAAGAAAUUCUAAUCCAUGGAAUCAUCUCCUUCGUUCCUUGACAAUCUCUUCUUCUUCUUCCUCAUACGUCCGCUUCUGGCGAUCUCAUUCGUCAUCUGCUUCAUCGCUCUUUGGUGGUUUCUAGCAUGGAAGCUUGUAUUAAGCCAUGUUCCUCUAGUACAAGAGAUCUUUGGCUUGAGGAAGAAAACCUUUAUACCAAAACCUGAAUCUCGUGGUCGAAUCGCCAAAUUCUACAAAAGUAUCAGUUCUCAGAAUCCUGUUCCCCAAUGAAAUCGCAAGCUCCGAGGUUUAUAGAAGCUUCGAUGAUCCGAAAACCGAACGAGUAAGAGGAUAUUCAAUGUCACAAUCCAGAAAGAUUCAAGUUACAGUUUUAGUCACUAAAAGAGUUCUGUUAUGUUGUUGACUCUUUUAUGGUGGGGGAUGUGUGCAAUGUAGUGUAACAACUUGUGUAGUGUGAAGUAUUUCAAGCCCAAAUCUUGAAUCACUGUUUCCUUGUUGUUGUGUGAGAGAUGCUUUGAUUCAUGAAUCUGGUGAUAAAAAAAUGAUGUUUUCACCA
Molecule: messenger RNA, 693 nt
Organism: Arabidopsis thaliana (thale cress)
Lineage: Eukaryota; Viridiplantae; Streptophyta; Magnoliopsida; Brassicales; Brassicaceae
Exons: 3
Coding region: 153-407 (84 amino acids)
Source: RefSeq, marked reviewed